GGUCUCAGUCGAUACUCGGAAGAGAUUAAUGUUCCUGUUAAUCGAAUGUCUUUAAAGUGAAUUAAUUUUAACUCUAAAGUGAACACAAAUUAACAACAAUCAAAGACAAAUAGAAUAGAAUAUUAAAAUAGACUGUUCAUCUGAUUACCGCAAGGAUUUUCUCGUUAAUUCUAGUUGAUUUUACCGAAUCAUCACCAACACCACCAGAAGAAUCGCUUCAGUUGAUUGGAUACAUUUUCUUUCGUGAAUUUGGGAUAAUCUUGGUUUUCUUUUAAUCUCCUUGUUUACUAAUUGAUCUCAUGUAAAAUGCCUACAAUUUGUUCACCAUUCGUUUACUGGGGUCAAACCGAAACAAGUAUUUCGAUGAGAGUUGAUCUGAUUUCGGUUAAACAUCCGAAAUUAGAUUUAUCGCCCGACAAGUUAUCCUUUUAUGCCUACGGUUAUGGAGCCAGGGGAUUCAAUGAUUAUUCAUUGUCAUUUGAUUUCUUUGCUGAUGUAAUUCCUCAGAAAAGUCAUUAUCGGAUUAUCGAUCGUGGUGUUGAAUUUUUCAUUACUAAAAAGGAGCCGGAAAUGUGGCCCAGAUUAUGUUCGACAACAAUUAAGCCUCACUGGUUGAAAAUUGAUUUCGAUAAAUUGAAAACCGAAGACACAGAUGACGAAUUGAUGGAAGAUGAUCUGAGGAAAAGUCAAAAUUAUUUUCGAAAUCUUCCCGAUAAAGAUUUUGGUCGACGAAGAAAAUCUCAACUCAAUCCAGAGGAAUUUAGAAAAGUUUAUCUAUUCCUAUUUAAUAUGUUCCAAUUUGUUGGAUUCAUUUAUGUUCUGGUUGUCUUAACAAUUCGAUACGCCAAAGAAGGUCCUGAAUCAAUGGCUGGAUCGUACAAAGCGCUUGGUCGAGUGAUGAAAUUUCUGCACCUCAUGCAAAUUCUUGAGGUGUUACAUCCACUUCUUGGUUACACUCGAGGUGAAUUCAAGAUUCCAACUCUUCAGAUCGGCUUCAGGCUGUUCAUGAUCUUCAUCAUGAUCGAUUCUGAGCCUCGUCUCCAAACUAAACCAGUGGUAUUUUAUUUAUUUCUCAUCUAUUCAAUGAUGGAAGUCAUCAAGUAUCCUUAUUACAUGUUGAGAGUAUUCCGAGUUAAUAUUACCUUUCUUACUUGGUUACGAUACACAAUUUGGAUUCCUCUUUAUCCUUUAACUUUCAUUUGUGAAGGAGUAAUUCUACUUCGCAAUAUACCUUAUUUCGAUGAGACUGGAAGAUAUUCCAUCUUCUUACCUAAUCAACUUAAUUUUUCAUUUCAUUUGCCGACUUUCAUCCGAAUUUAUCUUCUUACAGGAUUUUUCCCAUUUAUGUGGCUUGCAAUGAAUCGAUUAUAUUACCAAAGAGUCCGUAUGAUUGGACCAAAAAAGUGGAAAAAGGAGUUCGCCAAAGCUGAUUAACCAUAUACAAAGAACAACAAUUGAUUGUGUAAAUAUUUCAUCUCAACUUGGUAAGAUAAAUUGCUGGAAAUGAUCAACCAAAAUAAAUGGUGACCUUCAAAAACCUUCUUUUGUUGUUGUCAAAUUGCGUCAUGAAAAUCACUCAUUUCUAAUGUUGACAAAGAGAUCUCAUUUUACUGCCAAUACUUAAUAACAAUUAAUAAACACUGAUAAUCGUCGCAAUUACGCUUCAUGGAACACACAAAGUAAAAUGGUCCCAAUCAAAGAUUUUCGAUGAUAAGCAAACACAAUAUUACAGUUUAUUUGUCAAUAAGAUAACGAAUUUUUGGUUUUGUCAUCUUUCGACAAUUGAAACAAUCCUUUUUCUUUCAAAAUUAAACAAAAUUUUCAUUGGCAUCAGAA
Messenger RNA from Panonychus citri (citrus red mite), 1836 nucleotides. Its product is annotated as very-long-chain (3R)-3-hydroxyacyl-CoA dehydratase-like. Gene Ontology annotation, cellular component: endoplasmic reticulum membrane. Gene Ontology annotation, biological process: fatty acid elongation; very long-chain fatty acid biosynthetic process; sphingolipid biosynthetic process. Gene Ontology annotation, molecular function: 3-hydroxyacyl-CoA dehydratase activity. Bases 307 to 1434 code for a protein of 375 amino acids. Lineage: Eukaryota; Metazoa; Arthropoda; Arachnida; Trombidiformes; Tetranychidae. The record is from RefSeq and is a predicted model, not a curated record. The transcript has 8 exons.